GUAAAUGAGCGGGUCAAUAAUCAGCUAAAACUUGAGUGGAUUUGAUCGAGUUAUGAUUUCAUAGGCUAAUUUUGUCGCGUUUGAUUAUAGGUUUUUCAAGGCAAGAUGGAUAUCGAAGAGGAGAUUAUCGCGUAAAAAGAAGGUAAUUAGGGUUCUUAGACACCAACAACUUGUACAAAUUCCAUCUUCUGAAGUAGUGGUUGGUGAUAUUGUGUUGUUGGAAUGUGGUGAUCAUGUCCCAGCUGAUGGAAUUUUAAUUCAAGGUAACUCGUACAAGUUCGAUGAUGGUAGUACUAGUCAUCAUGAUUUAGUACUACCACGUGAACAGUUGCAUCAUGUCUUGUUUAAUCAUACAAAAUUAGUGGAAGGAAGUUGUCAGUUACUAGUAACUGCAGUUGGUGAAAAUAAAGAGAGAAUCAAGUUGAUGAAGUGUGUAACAAGUUUCCAAAAUAAUGGUCAUGAGUGUUACUCAAAGAUUCAAAAAUCGAUUGAUGAAAUGAGCUCAUUCUUGGAUAAAUUAUCCUUGAGUCUCUCUUUGAUCAUUCUUGUAGUUGAAGUUUUUCGAUGUUUCUUGUGGAACAAGUCAUGGUGUUGUGAUAAAAAUCGCGAUCCUAAAGGUGUGAAGAACACGAUGGAGGAGAUAAUGAACGAGGCCACGAAAUACAUGAGGAGGAAGAGAGGUGAAAAUUAUGGUACCAAUAAGGUUAAUGGCUUUGUAGCUAUGGUUUGUAUUUUGGUGUUUUCAUUAAAAGAUGGAUUAUCUUUAGGGAUGUUUAUUGUUCUUUUAUAUGCAUCUAAAGAUGUGAAAAAGAAUGAUCAAAUCAUAGUUCAUAAUCUUCCAUCUUGUGCUAAUGGAGCUCUUGUUACCACUUUGUGCCUUAGUAAAACAUCUCAUUUUGUUGUGAAUCAUUCAACUUUGGUGGAUUUAUGGAUUGGCUUCGAGAAAAUCAAUGACUUAUCUGUAUUCAGUGGCGGAGCUAGAGAUUUUACUGAGGAAGUCCGGAAUACAUUACUUGAAGGAAUUUUUAUGAAUAUAAUUGGUCAUGUUGAUGAGGAUGCACUUCUUAUUUGGGCUGAGAAAUUGUUUGGUGAAAAUAUUGAACAAUUUCAUGGAAAUUGUAGCAUUUUAAACCGUGAAAAUUAUUAUCCCAACAAAGGAUUAUGUGGGGUGUUAUUAAAAAGAAACAAAGAAGAAAUUGGAGAGUUUUUGCAUGUACAUUGGAAAGGAGAACCAAAGUUAGUGUUAUCCAUGUGUUCUAACUAUUAUGAUAUUAAUAAUGGUACCAUGCAAACCCUAGAUGAAGAAAAAAAAGAGUUGUUCAAUCGAAAAAUCGCGAGUAUUAUAGUAUCUAAUGGAGUUCAUUGCUAUGGUUUCGCUUAUAAACAAGUUAUAAGAUCAUCACUAGAAGAAGAGAAGGAAAAUGGUACAAUUAUCUCGAAAGAUGGCUUGAGUUUUCUAGGGAUUGUGGUAUUAAAGAAUCCGUAUUCAUCUGAGUUGAGACAAACGAUUGAAGUGUGUCGAAAAUCUGGAAUUGAGAUCAAGUUAAUGGUGGAUGAUGACUUGAAUACAUCAAGAUUAAUGGCUAUUAAUUCUGGAAUAUUAAGAAUUGAAGAAGAUUUACAAGGAUCUAUAAUUGAAGCUAUUGAAUUUAGAAAAAGUCCAAAAGAAGCUCAAAUUAAUAUGUGUCACAAAAUUAAAGUAAUGGCCAAUUGUUCUCCAGCUGAUAAAUUACUAUUGGUUAAUUGCUUGAAAAAGAGAGGUGGACACGUGGCGGCAACCGGUUCGUCUAUUAGAGAUUUACCAUCUCUAAAAGAAGCUGAUGUUGGAAUUUUUUUUGGGGAAAAUUGUGCGGACUUAGCUAAAGAAGAUGCUGAUAUUACUAUCGUUGACUCGAACUUUGGUAAGAUCCUAGCCAUAUUAAUCUUGGCCAAGUAUAUAUGCAUAAGUCUUGAGAAGUUCAUACAAUUGCAAUUGAUACUCAAUAUUUCUGCCUUCACUUCAAACUUUAUUCUUUUAUUUUUCAACCCCACAAGUGAUCAAGAUCAACAAUUGACACCAUUUCAAUUGUUGUGGGUAAAUCUACUUAUAGAAGUUUUUGGUGCCCUUUUUUUGUCCAUCAUAACAUCAACCAUAAAGCCUCGGGAAUCUAAUUCAGUUGAUCAAAUCACGUUGAAUUAUUAUGGCACGGGUGCACCUAUGGUAACCAACAACAUGUUAAGGAACAUAGUUGUUCAUUCUAUGUUACAAGUUACACUUCUAUUGAUGCUUACCAUGAAGGGGAAAUCAUUUUUUCGCGUCAACGAGGCAUUGUUGAGUACCAUGACCUUCAAUAUUUAUGUACUAUGCCAAGUUUUUUUAUUGAUCAUUAGUGCCAUUGAGAUGAUCACAAAGACAAGAAUCUCCAAAGGGAGAAAAUGGUUAUUGUUUAUAGUUAGUUGUGUAAUUAUAGGGAUUAUUAUUGUUUUACAAGUUAUACUAUUUCAGAUUAUGUCAAAAAUUGAUCAUUGGAAAAAAUUAGGAAUUAAACAAUGGUCCAUUUGUAUAGGAAUUGCAGCUAUAUCUUUGCCUAUACACUAUGCUGCAAAAAUUAUUUCUAGUCCAUGUAAAGAUUCUUAAUUUUGCUUAGGAAUUGUAUUAAUAUGUUUAUUACUUGUAAAAACUAUGUAUAGAAAUUUGU
Molecule: messenger RNA, 2678 nt
Organism: Solanum tuberosum (potato)
Lineage: Eukaryota; Viridiplantae; Streptophyta; Magnoliopsida; Solanales; Solanaceae
Product: putative calcium-transporting ATPase 13, plasma membrane-type
Exons: 3
Coding region: 425-2617 (730 amino acids)
Cellular component (GO): intracellular membrane-bounded organelle; plasma membrane
Molecular function (GO): nucleotide binding; P-type calcium transporter activity
Source: RefSeq, a predicted model, not a curated record